AUGUCGAGGAGGAGGGCGGUGCCGGCCGCUGCUCCUACCUUGAUAGAUGGUGCUUGCUGCUCUGAGCUGAAUUUUGCUGCGGCCUUUGAAAAUUUGGAUAACUACGUGUAUUUCGUGGUCUAUGGGGAUGAUGGCAAUGAGCUGGGUUGUGCUGUCGCUGAAAUCCUGAAUCGCUUUGAGAGGGACUCAGAGGGUGCCUAUCUAGAGUUGAAGUACCUGGGUUGCAGUGAUGGCUAUUACCGUUGGUACUUUCAGCACGAAGGGCAGCGAGGUGGGUUGCCUAGAGGGGCAUGCCACCAUCUCUGUCGGCGUCAUGUGACCAGAUGCUCCCGAGCUAACUCAGACCCAAAGGUUAUUCAUAUUCAAAAGUGGAGCCCAGUGUCGAGGCAGGAGGCCAGUGACUUGCUGGAGGGUUGGGGUGACGGCCUUUUGCCUUCUGAGCCAGUGCGGCCGCCUGCAUCCUCUCCUGCUUCUACUACCAAGGCGAAGACCAAGGCUAAGAAGCCCAGUGGGCAGAUGAGUUUGCCGGCCCCAGUGGAGGAAGUUGAUGAUGGUGAAGAAGAGGCGGAAGCCGAAGAGGAUGAGCCUCAAGUUCCGUCUAGGCCACCCUUGAAACGCAGGCGGAGGAAGCCUGCCAAGGUGGCAGCUUUGGAUGCCAUGCUGGACGAGCCUGAGGAGGACUAUGAGCAGGCCGCUGGCGUGGAUUCACAAGCAGAGCAGCGUCUGCAGCUGCUGAGGCGCAGGCUGCAGGGCAAGAAGGAGGAAACCAAGACGUCGAAGUCUCCCGCUGCAGUGUUGGCACAAAGAGCCUCCUCAGCGGCCGAAGGCUCCCGAAAGCGCAAACCGCGUGAGAAUGUGCUGAAGGCCUUGGGCAGGGCGCUGGUUGGCAAAAGCCGUGGCUCCCGUGACGUUGAGUCAGAGGAGGACAGCGAGUUCGAGGAUGACACCGACGAGGAUGGCUAUGAGCUGGCCAAAGGUGACUGGCAGGCAAAGCGACGGCGACUUCGCAAGAUUGCUGAUGAGAGGCCGGGGCACCUGCUGGCCCGAACCUUGGCGAGCUUGCAUGAGCAACUGGCGGCAACAACUGGGGAAGAGUCGAAGGACCCUUUGGCUCCCAUCAUGGCCAUUGACCUGGUUUUGAGAGGGAAGAUCGACUCGGCAGCGGAUGUCAUGGUACAGCGAGUGAAAUCCAUCCUGAUGACGGUCAGGGACGGAUCAUCGCAGUGUGGCCAGUACCUCGAGCUGAUUCCAGAUCAUGACUCUUUGGGCGUGUCCUUUGAAGAGAGCUCCUUUGCCCGUGAACAG
Symbiodinium pilosum is the source of this 1305-nucleotide messenger RNA. NCBI's taxonomy places the organism in Eukaryota, Dinophyceae, Suessiales, Symbiodiniaceae. The record is from the annotation of a GenBank genome assembly.